Messenger RNA from Salvia miltiorrhiza (redroot sage), 1761 nucleotides. RefSeq names its product aluminum-activated malate transporter 2-like. The transcript is spliced from 6 exons. Gene Ontology annotation, cellular component: plant-type vacuole membrane. The record is from RefSeq and is a predicted model, not a curated record. Bases 313 to 1656 code for a protein of 447 amino acids. Gene Ontology annotation, biological process: malate transport. Lineage: Eukaryota; Viridiplantae; Streptophyta; Magnoliopsida; Lamiales; Lamiaceae.
AAAGAAAAAAGAAAAACAAAACGUGGUUUUAUCACUAGAUUGCGACGGUGGCAGCAAAAUCCAAAACAAUGUUUUGGUGAGAAACGCGUAAAACAACUAGAUUCUGGUGAACUACUGCCGCAGUGCUGUAAAGAUCCAUUAAUGUUCCCACACACACACACCCGCACGGAUAUCUGUGUGAAAAAACAUCCCCAUGUGAGUGUCCCACACUCUACAAAUACCACCCCACAACCUGCAUUGUUCCAACACAGUCUCCAAAAACCGUAUUAAAAGAAAAUUUCCAUUUUUCCAACCAAACUCGCAAAUUCGAAAAUGGAAAUAGACAAUCAAGAACAGGUUACGGUGAUGGAGCGAAUCAAGGCCCGUUUGGGCAAGAUCCGAAAUGCGAUAGCCGGCGUGGGAGAAGAAGCCCAGAGAUUGGGGAAGGAAGAUUCGAGAAGGAUCGUCCACGCAUUCAAAGUCGGAUUAGCCAUAGCUGCGGUCUCUCUGCUCUACUACUUCGACUUCUUCUUCGACGGAUUCGGCGUUAACGCAAUGUGGGCCGUCAUGACCGUCGUCGUCGUCUUCGAAUUCUCCGUCGGAGCAACGCUGGGAAAAGGGGUCAAUAGAGCGAUCGCGACGCUGCUAGGCGGAGCCCUGGGUGUUGCGGCGCACGAUUCGGCAAGUUUCACUGGGGAUAAAAUCCAAGUGAUCGUGCUCGGUUUGUCUGUUUUCUUUAUAGCUGUGGCGGCGACGUUUUGCCGAUUUUUUCCGAAGAUGAGGGCGAGAUACGAUUAUGGGGUGGUGAUAUUCAUCCUCACAUUCAGUCUGAUAUCGGUGUCGGGCUAUCGAGACGACGAGGUUUGGGACAUGGCGUACGGGAGGCUGACGACCAUCUUGGUCGGCGGCUGCGCCACCGUUUUGGUCUGCACAUUGGUGUGCCCGGUUUGGGCGGGUGAAGAUCUUCACAAACUCACCGCCUCCAACAUUCAAGAACUUGGGACUUUCUUGGAAGUUUUUGGACGUGUCUACUUCCAAGAAGAAGCCAAAGAUGACAAAAACCGUGUGUUGCUCAAUGACUACAAGACUGUUCUCAACUCUAAAGGUGUUGAGGAUUCAUUGGUAAAUUUUGCGAAAUGGGAGCCGAGGCACGGUAAAUUUAGGUACCGCCACCCAUGGGACCAAUACCUCAAAAUUGGCUCUCUCACUAGAGAAUGUGCAUACAAGAUUGAUGCACUAAAUUCUUACCUCAACUCAGAUGUGCAGACGCCACUAGAGCUUCGGACAAAGAUUGAAGAGGCUUGCAAGAAGAUAAUCUCAGAGAGCAGCUCUGCGCUGAGAGAGCUAGCAAUGGGGAUUCAGACAAUGACUUGCUCCCCAUCACGUGACGCUCACGUGGUGAAUGCGAAAUCUGCUGCUGCGAAACUCAAGGCCUUGAUGAGAGCCGGGCCCUGGCCCCACACCGACUUUCUCGACAUAGUUCCGGCAGUCGCGGUGGCUUCGCUGCUCAUCGAAGUAGUGUGGUGCACGGUGAAGAUUGACGAGGCCGUCGGCGAACUCGCCUCGUCGGCCAGAUUCAAGAAGCUUGAUCGCAGGCUCAACAGAGAACUAAGCUUGGAGAAAAUGCAGAGAACUCCUAGUAUUCAAGCUUCGCAUAUUAAUAUUCUUGUUGAGUGAUAUUUAUGAUUUUGCCAAGUAAAAAAUAAAAAGUGAAUCACUUUGUAUUAUACAUAUUUGUAGAAUAUAUAUAUAUAUAAAAGGAUUUUUUAUGACAUUUUGAUA